AUGUGGCCAGACUGGCUGAAAUCGCCAACUAGGGUUCCGUCGCCGACUUCGAAUUCGACUUCGAUUUCCGUACCGGCGCACAAGAAGAAAUUCUCUUGCUCCUCCUUCAAAGACAUCCAAACCCUCAUCUCCGAGCCGGACCAUGGCGGCGGCGGAAUCGGAAUCGGCUCAUCCGCUCCUCCUUCUAUCUCGCCCCGGACGCCUUCCAUCUUCCACCGCGUCCGGAUCUCCACCUCCGUCCUCCGCUACCUCCGCAAGUCUCUCCCGCCCUCCCUCCCGCAGCUGAAAGAGGCGCAGCAGCAGCAGGACUGCGUCGUCCUCUACUUCACCAGCCUCCGCGUCGUGCGGCGGACGUUCGAAGACUGCUACGCCGUCAGAUCGAUCCUCCGCGGGUUCCGAGUCCCGAUCGACGAGCGAGACUUGUCGAUGGACGGGAAGUACCUCGGCGAGGUGCAGGAGAUCCUGGGAACCUCCGGUAAGGUGACGCUCCCGGUGGUCCUCAUCGGCGGGAGGCGCAUCGUCGGGCUGGACGAGAUCAGGGAGCUCCACGAGAGCGGGGAGUUGAAGAGGAUCUUCUCUGGGUUGUCGGCUGCGGCGAUUGCGCCGUCCAACGAGUGCGAUCUGUGCGGAGGCCUGAGAUUCGUUCUUUGCGAGCAGUGCAGCGGCAGCCACAAGAUCUACUCGGAGAAGCACGGGUUCCGAAGCUGCGCCGCGUGCAACGUCAAUGGUUUGGUUCGCUGCCCGGACUGCUACCCGCCUGCCCGCCGCCGCAUGUCCAUCGCGUAG
This is a messenger RNA of Linum tenue, 786 nucleotides long. NCBI's taxonomy places the organism in Eukaryota, Viridiplantae, Streptophyta, Magnoliopsida, Malpighiales, Linaceae. The record is from the annotation of a GenBank genome assembly.